Messenger RNA from Xiphophorus couchianus (Monterrey platyfish), 2312 nucleotides. Its product is annotated as semaphorin-4E-like. The record is from RefSeq and is a predicted model, not a curated record. Bases 52 to 2214 code for a protein of 720 amino acids. Gene Ontology annotation, cellular component: plasma membrane. NCBI's taxonomy places the organism in Eukaryota, Metazoa, Chordata, Actinopteri, Cyprinodontiformes, Poeciliidae. Gene Ontology annotation, molecular function: chemorepellent activity; semaphorin receptor binding. The transcript has 15 exons. Gene Ontology annotation, biological process: axon guidance; positive regulation of GTPase activity; neural crest cell migration.
GUUUUGGUUAUCAGAAGUAAGUUGCCUCUACAUAAUCACUCAUAACAGGUCAUGAUGAAGAGUCAGGUAGCGCUCCUUUAUGUCCUGAUCAUUAUGAGCGAAGGAUCAGCCCAAAGCCUGAAACCCCGCCGGAGCGUUUUCUUCUCAGAUGUGAACCUGAAGCUGUUUAAGGAGCCAGACUUUAACGGUUUGAGCUCCCUGCUGGUCAGAGAAGACAUCGGUCUGCUCUUCGUCGGAGCCAGAGGAAAGGUCAUCACGCUCAGUUUGGAUGACAUCACUGUAAAAACCAGCGAGGUUAACUGGACGGUGACCUCUAAAGAAAAAGCCCUGUGUAAGGUGAAAGGCAAGAGCAUCGAGGAAUGUGACAACUACAUCAGGAUGAUGCACACUCUGGAUGAUGGCAGAAUUCUGGUUUGUGGAACCAAAGCAUUCAACCCUACCUGCACACACCUGAUGUUUGAAGAAGGAAAUGUGACCAUGGAAGACAGUUUCCAGAAUGGCAGGGGGAAAGUUCCCUUUGACCCCAACGAAAACUUUGCCUCCAUGGUGAAUGGAAACACGUUAUAUACCGCUGGUUCUAUAAACUUCCUGGGAACAGUAAAGUCUUUCCAAAGACAUGGGAGGAAUACCUUGAGGACUGAACCAAUAUGGUCUUGGCUCAAUGGACCCAACAUGAUUUCCAUGAAAUUUGCUGAAAUCAGCAAACAUUCAAACAACAACGAGGACGACAACGUGUUCUUGUUCCUCACAGAGAUCGAAAUCAAGGAUCAACACAGCAACUUGCGACUGUCAAGAGUUGCACGAGUGUGUAAAAGCGACUUGGGAGGAUUGAGAAUUUUGCAGAAAAAGUGGACUUCUUUCCUGAAAGCCCGUCUGGACUGCCCGUUUGGAGAUGAAGGUUCAGCAUCCCUGGUGCAGGACGUCUUUUUUCUCCAAGAUGAAAAUAACGUGACCAACAGCAUCUUCUACGCAACAUUCACCUUGAUCACGGAGCCAUCUAGUACCUGCAGUCAGUCCGCUGUCUGCGCCUACAAGCUGUCAGACAUCAGGCAAGUUUUCAGGGGGAACUUUCUGACCGAGACUGCUUAUGGCACCUGGGUGACGUACACAGGAGCAUUUCCUUCCCCUUAUCCUCGUUCAUGUAUUAAUGAUGAAAUGCGAGCCAGUGGUGUGAAGACCUCUUAUGACCUCCCAGACUCAACCCUGCAGUUUCUGAAGAACCAUCCUCUGAUGGAGGGAGCGGUGACGCCACUCACUGGGAAGCCCCUGCUGGUUCGGUCUAUGGCCCAGUUCUCCAAAAUUGUUGUUGACAAAGUAACCUCUCUGGAUGGAGAGCAGCACAACGUCAUGUUUAUUAGCAACAACUCUGGUUGGCUGCAGAAGGCGGUGUGGUCUGGUGAUGAUGGAGGGCGAAUCAUUGAGGAGUUGCAGCUGUUUCAGGAUCCUCAGCCCAUUCGCUUCCUUCAGCUCUCUAGAAGCGGUCAGCUGUACAGCGCAACUAGAACUGCUGUUGCUCAGCUCAGUGUGAGGGACUGCAGCCGCUACACAUCCUGUGCUGACUGCCUUAUAGCCAGAGAUCCAUACUGUGGCUGGGACCACCUCAAAGGCCUGUGUGCUGCUGUUGCUGGUGCUUCAAACUUCUCCAUGAUCCAGAACCUUAUUGAUGGUGAUGCUACAAUGUGCCCAAGCUCUCAUUCAGUAUCGAUGCAGAUUACCGACAUCCACCUCACAGCUGACGUCGCACAGUUCCUCCCCUGCUCCCCUGAUGCCAAUCUCCCCAUCAGCUGGAGCUUCUCUGGUAAAAUCCUUGAGCCCGGUCCCCGACACAUUCUGCUCAGCCAGGGACUCGUUUUAACACCUUCCUUCACUGAUGAAGGCAUUUACACCUGUGAGACAGUGGAAGUAGUUAAAGGCAGAGAGCACAAGAAGGCGGUGAUCCAGUACCAUGUUAAGAUGUCAGAGGUGGGUGGGGUAAACUGGUUUCAGGCUAUAGUUAUCUACAUUUUAGCUUCUGUUUGUGUGCUGUGUGUAAUGCUCAUCAUCUAUGUAUGCUGGAAGAAGAAACCUCAAAACCAUGUUGGCAGUGCCAGUGUGAGUUAUGCUAGCACUGAGCAACCAGAGGGGAAGACAGAGUCCUGCAACUGUGGGACUGACGCUGAUACUAAGAAAACCAAACCAACUAGGGUCAAAGAGAGUUCAAAAUCUACCAUUUAAAACAGGUUUAUAGUUUGAUAACAGAACAACCCACUUCUGUUACACUUUGUGCAUCACUGCCAUCAACUCUGUAAAAAUAAAUGACGAAAAUGAUUAAA